ACAGUAAGUAUAUCUAUGUGCGGAGGUCAGCACAGUGCAGAUGUACAGCGACUACAUCCGGGUAACUGUGGUGACCUUGGUUGUGUGAUCAUCAUGGCGGCUAUCGUCCGGUUGAGUUCUGUGUGUCGCAGAGGAGUUAAACCUCUGUUCUACCAAAGCACUUUGUUGGCCAGGCCGCUGGCUGUACCACACAAAUACCAGGAGCAGCCGCACCUGCUGACAGCGAGGAUUCAUGUGUCGCAGGCCCUGAACGCGGGCUCUGGCUCCAAAGCGGCCUCUCUGCACUGGACAGCAGAGCGAGUGCUGAGCAUCCUGCUGCUGGCCAUGGGGCCCGUAGCCUAUUUUAACCCUGGUCCUGCCAUAGACUACUCCCUGGCUGCUGCCCUGACCCUGCAUGGACACUGGGGUAUCGGGCAGGUGUUAACAGACUACGUUCACGGGGACGCAAAGAUCAAGCUUGCCAACGCAGGCCUCUUCGUUCUGUCCACGGUCACCUUCGCUGGUCUUUGCUACUUCAACUACAACGACGUGGGCAUCUGCAAAGCUAUCGCCCUGCUAUGGAGCAAAUGAAUGACUGUGGACUUGGAGGACUUGGAGGCUUGGGAGGAAUGAUCUAGACGCCGGGGCGGGAGCAAUCUCAUCCUGGCUGAUUGUAAAAAAUUCAAGGUGUUAUAUGUAAAUUCUUAUAAAUAUAUCAUUUUGACAAUAUUACAGUGAUUCACAGUUGUGUAAUUGUAAUUCAUGUUGAUCAAUUCAGGCUUGGUCUUUGUAUUAAAUUCUGUUCAGUUUAGUUACAGUAAUGAUUGGGCAACUUGCAUCCAUUUUCUCUUCUUACACAUGGUAGAUUAGCAUCUGUUUAUGUUCAAUAUGAACUCAAUUUAAGCUACGUUCCCCUGUAGAUUUUAUUCAAAGCCACAGCAACAUGUCCAGUUAUUAAAUGUAUCACUACCAAUUCUACAAAUAUGAGAUAUCCAGUAUCCUGACAUGUGGUCAUUAUAUUUUCUGGUGACAUUUCAUGAAAUUCAAUACAUGUUUUCAACAAGACUGCUAUGACUUCUAUCAAGUCCUACAGAAAAGUACUGUUUGACAUCUAAUUUAUUUUACAUGUUCAGGUCCUUUUUGUGGCUGAUUUCUUCUGUGUAUUUUGUUUCAAUCACAGUGUGUACAUACCACCUUAUGCUCUUAAACCCAUCGGGAACAACAGGGCAGCACUACAGAUUUGAGCAGUGUGUGUAUGAGGGUUCACAUCACCUUCCACACUAGACUCCCAUUUACAAAUGAUUCACAAGGUCCACUUGGUUUAUUUUGUCACUACAGCCUCAUGUCACUCAGCUUGAGCUUACUGUAGUGUCUUUACUGUCUGAUGGACAAGAACAAAUGCUGUGAGCAACUUAAAGUCAGAGGUUGCAUUGUGAAACCUUUACCCUGAGUCAAGCGUGCAUAUUGCACACUAGUUGGACAGAACUGUGGUUUGUGCAGAGAGCAGCAGGGGCUAAUGUUAGUGUUGGAGAAGACUUUGCUUGUACUGGCCAGUUUUAUUCAGGUAGGGCUCUGCUCUGCUGUUCUAUUACAGCUUCUUUAAAGAUAAAGGAGGCUAGAUCUGAAGUGUAUCAUCAAUACAAGCCAUCCAGCAACACUCAACCUACCGGUGCAUGUCCAGCAGAAUGGCAAUGGGUCUGAAAUUAACAGCUGCAAAAAGCCGUCCUCUGCCGAUUUAAAAUAUAACUCAAGACAGUAACAAUGUCAGUAAUAUGAACAACUGUAACAUAUUGAGUUGUGUUGUACUUCAUGUAUGAAUUACAAACCUCUUUCCAUUGUGUGAGUGAGCAAACGGCAAAUUAAAAAUUACACAUUUUAAAAAAUAAUCAAAAAUGUAUAUUUAUUUUGACCAUUUAAAAUCUCUUUGCAAAAGAGUUACAAAGUUAAUUUCAGGCACUGUUGCUAAAGUCUGCUGAAUGAUAAAGUUAAAUAUAAUAUUGUGCUCCUGUUCAUUUAUUCAUUAAACUUGCUGGCAGGCUAAUCAAAACUUCACGUUAUCAUGUAAUCUUGGAACAUUUACAUCUGGUAUACGCACACAGUCCUUGCAUGCAGCUAUUUAAAAAUGACAAAAAGCAUCACAUUUGUACUGCUUGACUGAGCGUUACAGUUUAUUGCUGUAAGAUCUGAUUUCUGGAUUCAGUCUAUUGUCACAAUGCUCGUGCAGUAAAUGUUAUAAGAGCUUACAAGUUUGGUGUUGGUCUGUUUACUCAUUGUCAAUUUGUAAUGUCUGUUCAAUUAAUGUUUCAGAUUAUACGCACAAAAUGAGAUAUGGCAAGAAAAGUGCACUGUUCCUGCCAUGCUGGAAUAAAGUUGGAUUUAUAGACAUUUU
Thunnus maccoyii (southern bluefin tuna) is the source of this 2368-nucleotide messenger RNA. RefSeq names its product succinate dehydrogenase [ubiquinone] cytochrome b small subunit B, mitochondrial-like. Lineage: Eukaryota; Metazoa; Chordata; Actinopteri; Scombriformes; Scombridae. The transcript has 5 exons. The record is from RefSeq and is a predicted model, not a curated record. Gene Ontology annotation, biological process: mitochondrial electron transport, succinate to ubiquinone; tricarboxylic acid cycle. Gene Ontology annotation, molecular function: heme binding; ubiquinone binding. The coding region runs from base 16 to 570 and encodes 184 amino acids. Gene Ontology annotation, cellular component: mitochondrial envelope; membrane.